Salvelinus fontinalis (brook trout) is the source of this 3357-nucleotide messenger RNA. Its product is annotated as zinc finger and SCAN domain-containing protein 31-like. Bases 446 to 973 code for a protein of 175 amino acids. The transcript is spliced from 2 exons. Gene Ontology annotation, molecular function: DNA-binding transcription factor activity, RNA polymerase II-specific; RNA polymerase II cis-regulatory region sequence-specific DNA binding. Lineage: Eukaryota; Metazoa; Chordata; Actinopteri; Salmoniformes; Salmonidae. Gene Ontology annotation, biological process: regulation of transcription by RNA polymerase II. The record is from RefSeq and is a predicted model, not a curated record.
UACCGUGAUGACGUAGUUCCAACGCGUCUGUUGGCCUAUCACAGUAGAGGAUGGGCGCGGUUUAGACUUUGCCCCGCCUUUGCUGGCCCUCGGACUUGUCCAAGCCCCUUGGCGCUUUCCUUUGUCCACAUCUGGUUGCUGGGUAGAUUAGCUCCGUCUUGUGUCUCCCCUUGAUUCUUCACUCACACAAUUCCUAAUAUGCUACUGAACAGUCUCCCAACCACCCUGGUUGGCCUAGAGUGAUGCACCCCUCCCCUCUCCAGACUGACCACAGCUUUUAUGGCCUGUGUUGGUCAGUCCUUACACACCUACACACACACCCAUCUGUAUUGUUUGUGUGUGUGUGUAACAAAACAAUAUUCAUCUUCAAACAAUAUGCUAACAGGCUAUAGUGCAUAAACAUAAAUCCUAACAAUAGCUAGCUGGAUAGCUAACAUACCCGACCAUGAGCUCACGAAGCUACUCCCCUCCUGCUAAAGAAGAGGCGGUCUGCUGGACGGAGAAAGAAGCUCUGGGGCUGAACAUUCUCGUGAAAGAGGAGAAGGAAGAGGAGGAUGUCACAGUAAAACAAGAAGUAGAGGGUGAGGCUGUUACAGUGAAAGAAAAAGAGAAAGACGUUACCGUUAAAGAAGAGGAAGAUUCGUUCAGAGUGAAAGAGGAAGAGGAUGUUACAGUAAAAGAAGAGGUGGAGGAACAGGAGAAGAUAACUGUCACAUCGAAGGAGGAGGAGGAGGCGACUAGGGAUCUUAUUAACAACAGAGAGAGACCAGACUCUCCUUCUGACAGCAGGAAGAGUCCUUCAGGGGAACCAGACCCUGAGACGUCCAAACCAGCAGGGCGACAUCACUGCUCCCAGUGUGGAAAGAGUUUUACUCAGUUAGGGAGCCUGAAAACACAUAAGAGAAUACACGCUGGAGAGAAGCCUUACCACUGCUCCUUUGUGUGUCCUCUCAUGCUGGUUCAGGUUUCCUAACUGGGCAAAAAGAGUUUUAGGUGGUUAGGGAGCGUGGAAAUGCAUGAGAGGACACACACAGGAGAAAAGCCUGUCCAAUGUUCCCAUUGUUGAAAGAGUUGUACCCAGUUAGGGAGCCGGAAGGAGAAAAGCCUUACCAAUGUUCCCAUUGUGGAAAGCAUUUUGCCCAGUUAGGAAACCUGAACCAGCAUGAGAGGACACACAAAGGAAAAAAGACGCACCACUGCUCCCACUGUGGAAAGAAAUUUACCUGGUUAAGGUACCUGAAAGAGCAUGAAAGAAUACAUACAAAUACACAGGAGGAGAAGACAUACCACUGCUCUCAUUGUGGAAAGACAUUUUCCCAGUCAGAGGACCUGAAAACACAUGAGAGAAUAGAGAGGCUGUGUUCUGACUUGUGUUUUGACUGAGAAUUUGUGUUUUUGUUUGGGCUGUCAGACUUGAGAACUUUUUGUAAUGUUAGUGCACAAAUAUUUGUUUUAUUGCAAUUAAUCCAUUGUCUGAAAGGGUUAGAAAUACACUGAAAACAUCUAAAAUACAUACUGUAUACCACUCAAAUCUACAAUGCCAUGUAAAAACAAGAUGACAAUGUAAUGUUUUUAUAAUGGUAUAAACUGCCUUUAUUUUUGCUGGACCCCAGGAAGAGGAGCUGCUCCCUUGGCAGGAACUAAUGGGGAUCCAUAAUACACCCCAGGAAGAAGAGCUGCUCCCUUGGCAGGAACUAAUGGGGAUCCAUAAUAAACCCCAUGAAGAGUAGCUGCUGCCUUGGCAGGAACUAAUGGGGAUCCAUAAUAAACCCCAGGAAGAGUAGCUGCUGCCUUGGCAGGAACUAAUGGGAAUCCAUAAUAAUCCCCAGGAGGAGUAGCUGCUGCCUUGGCAGGAACUAAUGGGGAUCCAUAAUAAACCCCAGGAAGAGUAGCUGCUGCCGUGGCAGGAACUAAUGGGAAUCCAUAAUAAUCCCCAGGAGGAGUAGCUGCUGCCUUGGCAGGAACUAAUGGGGAUCCAUAAUAACCCCCAGGAAGAGUAGCUGCUGGCUUGGCAGGAACUAAUGGGGAUCCAUAAUAAAUACAAAUACUUUAUCAAUAUAUUUGUCUCUCUUUACUCUUGGAUUCGAAAAUGCUAAUUAGCAUCAAAGGAGACAACAUGCAAGACUACAAAUCCCUGCAAGCUCCUGCAUGUUAUCUCUACCCGACACCUUUCACAGAGCAGUUCACAGAAUUGGCCAUUGAAAUACAUUUUUGACAAUUUAAUCAUUGCUACAUUAAGGCCUGAUUGGUGGAGUGCUGCAGAGAUGUUUGUCCUUCUGGAAGGUUCUCCCAUCUUCACAGAGGAACUCUGGAGCUCUGUCAGAGUGAACAUCGGGUUCUUGUUCACCUCCCUGACCAAGGCCCUUCUCCCCCGAUUGCUCAGUUUGGCCGGGCGGCCAGCUCUAGGAAGAGUCUUGGUGGUUCCAAACUUCUUCUAUUUAAGAACGAUGGAGGCCACUGUGUUCUUGGGGACCUUCAAUGCUGAAGACAUUUUUUGGUGCUUUUCCGCAGAUCUGUGCCUCGACACUAUCCUGUCUCAGAGCUCUAUGGACAAUUCCUUUGACCUCAUGGCUUGGUUUUUGCUCUGACAUGCACUGUAAACUGUGGGACCUUAUAUAGACAGGUGUGUGCCAUUCCAAAUCAUGUCUAAUCAAUUGAAUUUACCACAAGUGGUCUCCAAUCAAGUUGUAGAAACAUCUCAAGGAUGAUCAAUGGAAUCAGGAUGCAUCUGAGCUCAAUUUCGAGUCUCAGCAAAGGGUCUGAAUACUUAAGUAAAUACAUUUGCAAAAAUGUUAAAAAAAAAUGUUUUUGGUUUGUCAUUAUGGGGUAUUGUAUGUAGAUUGAUGAGGGGGAAAAUUAUUCAAUUUUAGAAUAAGGCUGUAACGUAACAAAAUGUGGGAAAAGUGAAGGGGUCUGAAUACUUAACGAAUGGACUGUAUACCACUGGCUGAGUUUUCUACAUCUGGCAGAAUUCUCUACUGCUGGCAGAGUUUUCUACCAUUGGCAGUUUUGUACACAGUCACGUGAUACGUGGUAUAUAAGUCCAAUCGUAGGAGAGUACAUGGGAGGCACUAUACUGUGUAUCUGCAGGUGUCUAUCUGGUCAAAACCACUGAUACAGGUGCCCCUCCACCCUCUGGUGGGAUGGAUCAUGUCUACAGAGAAACCUAGAUUCAAAUACUUAGAUUUAUGUGUAUUGGGUGUAUGUUGUGAAAUUGUUAGAUAUUACUUGUUAGAUAUUACUGCGCUGUCGGAGCUAGAACCACAAGCAUUUCGCUACACCGGCAAUAAUAUCUGCUAAACAUGUGUAUGUCACCAAUAAAAUGUGAUUUGAUUUUGAUUUGAAAUAAACAUCCUA